Molecule: messenger RNA, 1984 nt
Organism: Rhinopithecus roxellana (golden snub-nosed monkey)
Lineage: Eukaryota; Metazoa; Chordata; Mammalia; Primates; Cercopithecidae
Gene: PSTPIP2
Product: proline-serine-threonine phosphatase interacting protein 2
Exons: 15
Coding region: 112-1116 (334 amino acids)
Biological process (GO): actin filament polymerization
Cellular component (GO): actin filament; plasma membrane; cytoplasm
Molecular function (GO): actin filament binding
Source: RefSeq, a predicted model, not a curated record
AGUGUGGAACGCCAAAGUUGAGCCUGCGGAGCCGCGGGCAGUGGCAGUCAGGCCUCCCCACGCGGUGCCACCUGCGGCCCGGCUGUCCUCUGCGCCCCCACUCUCGCCGCGAUGACGCGCUCACUGUUCAAGGGAAACUUUUGGAGCGCAGACAUCCUCAGCACCGUGGGCUACGACAGCAUUAUCCAGCAUCUGAACAACGGCCGCAAGAACUGCAAAGAGUUUGAAGAGUUUCUAAAAGAAAGGGCAGCAGUUGAAGAGAGAUAUGGCAAAGAUCUGCUCAGCCUCUCUAGGAAGAAGCCGUGUGGACAGUCUGAAACCAACACCCUGAAGCGGGCCCUUGAAGUCUUCAAACAGCAAGUAGACAGUGUGGCACAAUGUCACAUUCAGCUUGCACAGAGUUUAAGAGAAGAGGCCAGGAAGAUGGAAGAAUUCAGGGAAAAGCAAAAACUACAACGGAAAAAGACAGAGCUUGUAAUGGAUGCCGUCCAUAAACAAAAGAGCUUACAAUUCAAGAAAACCAUGGAUGCAAAGAAGAACUAUGAGCAGAAAUGCCGGGACAAAGAUGAGGCAGAACAGGCCGUCAGCCGGAGUGCCAACCUGGUGAACCCGAAGCAACAAGAAAAGCUUUUUGUGAAACUGGCAACUUCAAAGACUGCAGUAGAAGACUCCGACAAAGCAUACAUGCUGCACGUCAGCACCCUGGAUAAGGUCCGAGAAGAGUGGCAGAGUGAGCACAUCAAGGCCUGUGAGGCAUUUGAGGCUCAAGAAUGUGAACGAAUAAACUUCUUCCGGAAUGCAUUGUGGUUACAUGUGAAUCAGCUGUCACAACAAUGUGUCACCAGUGAUGAAAUGUACGAACAAGUCCGAAAGAGUUUAGAAAUGUGCAGCAUUCAGAAGGACAUUGAAUACUUUGUGAAUCAACGCAAAACUGGACAGAUUCCACCAGCACCCAUCAUGUAUGAGAAUUUCUACUCCCCCCAGAAGAAUGUAGUCCCACCGGGAAAGGCUACAGGGCCUAACUUGGCAAGGAGAGGACCCCUCCCAAUUCCUAAAACCUCACCAGAUGAUCCUGAUUACUCUUUGGUUGAUGACUACAGUUUGCUCUAUCAGUAACAUCAAUGAAACCAGAGCUUUUUCCGGCAAGUGCUUCUAUGACAUGGAACGGGCACCCAGAGCAGCAGGACCUAUAGCCACGUUAUGUUAGUCAUGAAGACUUUGAAGUGAACCCUUGCUAUAAUUUUUUAGAGAUUUAAAAUUUAUGGUAGACAUUGAGGACAACAUAAGCAAGUAGAGUUCUGCAGUUUUUUGAAGUUUACAAAUUGCCCCAUUCUGAAGAAUUAUUCUUUCCCAGUUACUCAGGUUGUGAAUGAAUUAGGUUUUCAACAUGGGAAGCAUGAAAUCCACUUCGGGAUUUGGAGUGUCCACUUGAGGAGCAGAGGUGGCAGCAGAGGAUUCCGAGCCACCAGCUGCAGUAGUAGCGCCUUUGGCUUUGGGCAGCCUGGCUGUGGAGUUUCCACGGCGACACACAGCCUCAGUGGUGCAAGAUUUAAAAUUAACUUCCUUUUUGGCUGGAAGACUUAGAAGCCAGCUGAUCACACUUUCUCAUUUUACAGAUGAGGAAACAAAGCCUACAAGUGUGAAAUUAAUUUCCUUACAGUUUUCCUAGCUGAUUAGGGACAGAACCAGAACUAGAGCCCAAGCCCAACCCACAUCACCAUUCUUCUAACCCUUCCUGAAGUUGUGAUACUUAUGCUGAAAUUUAAGAUGCCAAAUAUUUUUGCCAGCACUUUUUCAAUUGAGAAAAUCACCAGGGUUUAAAUGUCAGAUUUAUUUUUAUGUGGAUCACUGUGUGUACUGAACUAUAGCGCAUGGUAUUUAAUCUAAUCUAAGGAGCCACUGAUUGUAAAACAUGCCAUUAUUUUAUGUUGCACUAAGAAGGUGGGGUCGAGGAGUUGCCAAUAAAGUUGUGACAGACCAUUGA